AUGAUUAUGAGAAAUCAAUCUAACAAAAGAACUUUUACAAGUUCUUGGACCAUUCGAAGAAACAACCAGAUACUUGGGCGGUUCCUUUAUGCAAUACACAGUCUUAUGCAUUGGGUUGUAAGAGAAUUGAAAAAUAUUUUUAAAUCAAAUCAAGUAAAUGAAGAUGAAUCAUAUAAUAUUAAAGAUCAUAAUGUAUUUGAUGAUUAUGAGGAAGAGGAAUCACAAAAUAAACAAUCUCAAAUUAAGUUAAACAAACCAGUAAAUACUACAGGCCUCUUAGAAAAACUAAAACAUAAUUUGUAUAAAAAAUUAUGUUAUUACUAUCCUAAUCAACAAUUAUAUGAUAACAAAAAAACUGUGGAGAUAGAUCAAAAUGAAAAAAAGCUUGAUGAUAACAAUCAAAACUUGGAAAAACAAGUAUCUGAUGAAUUUAUGGUUACUGCAAAUCUACUAUAUAUACCAUACUUGUUAAAAUCGUUGGAAAAAGAGGAUUGCCCAAUAGAUGAUAAAAUUGAUGAAUACAUGAGACAACCUGAAAUAA
Molecule: messenger RNA, 541 nt
Organism: Dentiscutata erythropus
Lineage: Eukaryota; Fungi; Glomeromycota; Glomeromycetes; Diversisporales; Gigasporaceae
Source: the annotation of a GenBank genome assembly